AUUGUGUUUUUGUGAGAGAGAGAGACGAGAUACAUAUGUAGUUCGCACGGAGAAAAUUGAUUUAGAAAAGUUUAGUUAUUUAGUCAACAAACAAUGAUUGAUAACAAUAUUUAAACGAACAGUGCGCCGUGUGUUUGCCUAUAAAUUUUACUGUGUGUUCUACAGUUCGGGUCGCAUAGUUGUGUUCUUUCUUUUUUUCUUUGCAAAACGAAAGAAAUAAUAUUAGGUGUAGUGGGCAAUCAAUAUCGAUGGUACGUACCAAGUCGUCCUCUUCCAGUGCCAGUAGCAGCAGCCAAAAGUCCCCCAUCAAGUCAAACAACGGGGCUGGUGGAGGCGGCAGCAGCAGCUCCCACCGCCAAUCGCAUCGCACUUCGAUCGAUGAACGAAAGUCUAGCUCCCACGCACACUCCAACAACUCCAACGUGUCGUCCUCAAGUCGACGUGCCGCUACCGCGACCUCGGGGAGCUCCUCCCCUGAAGGUGACGACGACACAACCACAGAUGAUUUGACGCCAACAGGCAGCUCCCCAAGAAGCUGCAACGGCAGAGGGCACUCGUCAGUGCAUAAACAAAAUCUUUACGUUGUUUCGUUCCCCAUUAUCUUUCUGUUUAACGUUCUGCGCUCGCUGAUUUAUCAGCUGUUCUGCAUUUUUCGUUAUUUAUACGGUGCCAGCACAAAGGUGUUGUACCGACCUCAUCGUCGCGACUGUAAUAUUGAGAUUGUCGUGCAAAAUUCAAAGGAGCAACAGCUGCAAUUGCAGCAGCAUCAGCACAACCAAACCCUUAGCUAUUCACUUGAAACGGGUGGAGUUUCAGGGGGAUCGGGAGGUGAGCAGCAAGUCCAGGUCCAGCCACAACGUAUUCGCGCCUUACAGCCCCUGGAGAUGGCAACCAAUCGUCCAGGUGGAGGCUAUUCACCUGGUCCUGGUGAUCCUUUGUUGGCGAAGCAAAAGCAUCAUCAUCGUCGUGCCUUUGAGUACAUAUCCAAAGCGCUCAAGAUUGAUGAGGAAAAUGAAGGACAUAAAGAACUAGCCAUUGAGUUGUACCGCAAAGGUAUAAAGGAGCUGGAGGAUGGCAUUGCUGUGGAUUGCUGGAAUGGUCGUGGUGAUGUUUGGGACCGUGCCCAACGAUUGCACGAUAAAAUGCAAACAAAUCUCUCCAUGGCCAGGGAUCGCCUGCACUUUCUUGCGUUGCGUGAGGAAGAUUUGCAAAUGCAGCGUCUGUCGCUCAAAGAGAAGCAGCCUGCUCCAAAACAGCCUCAGAGGUCGCAGACCAAAGACCCUGUUAAGCAACCAAUGCUGACAAGCUUGAAUGCGGAUCCUGUCAAAAUGAAAGUACGCAGCAGUGGAUAUGGACCCAAACAGAAUGGGACUUCUAGUUCAAGGCCCGCUCCUAGCGGCCAAACAGCAACGGGGGCGUCUGGACGCAAACUAACUGUAGGCACUAAACGUCCUGGUAAUUUGCCAGUGACCAACAAAUCACAAACUUUACCACGCAAUUUGGGUUCAAAGACAACAGUGGGAGCCGUGCAACGACAGCCAGCAAAAACAGCAGCCACACCACCAGCCGUUCGACGUCAAUUUUCCUCUGGACGAAAUACACCUCCUCAGCGUUCACGAACUCCUAUCAAUAAUAAUGCCUCAAGCGGCAGUGGUGCCAGUACACCUAUGGUCAGUGUUAAAGGAGUAGAACAGAAGCUGGUGCAACUCAUUCUUGACGAAAUCGUCGAAGGUGGAGCCAAAGUAGAGUGGACAGACAUUGCCGGUCAAGAUGUAGCGAAGCAGGCGCUUCAGGAAAUGGUAAUACUGCCAUCUGUGCGGCCAGAGCUGUUUACGGGUUUGCGUGCUCCAGCUAAAGGUUUGCUUCUAUUUGGCCCACCUGGCAAUGGAAAAACUUUACUGGCCCGUGCCGUGGCUACAGAAUGUAGCGCAACCUUUCUAAACAUCUCGGCUGCCUCUCUCACCAGCAAAUAUGUGGGAGAUGGAGAAAAAUUGGUACGAGCACUGUUUGCUGUUGCUCGUCAUAUGCAACCAUCAAUCAUUUUUAUUGACGAAGUAGACUCGCUGCUUUCUGAGCGCAGCAGUAAUGAACAUGAGGCUUCACGACGCCUAAAAACAGAGUUUCUGGUGGAAUUCGAUGGCUUGCCUGGUAACCCCGACGGUGAUCGCAUUGUAGUUCUCGCGGCCACCAAUCGACCGCAGGAGCUAGAUGAGGCUGCUCUACGCCGUUUCACGAAGCGCGUCUAUGUUUCACUGCCUGAUGAACAGACACGUGAGUUACUCUUGAAUCGUCUACUACAGAAGCAGGGAAGUCCGCUGGACACGGAAGCCCUGCGAAGAUUGGCCAAGAUUACUGAAGGUUAUUCUGGCUCUGAUUUAACCGCCUUGGCCAAAGAUGCCGCCCUAGAGCCCAUACGUGAAUUGAAUGUGGAGCAAGUGAAGUGUCUUGAUAUAAGUGCUAUGCGACCAAUCACUGAAAAGGAUUUCCACAAUUCUCUAAAACGUAUUCGUCGCUCUGUUGCCCCGCAGAGUCUCAACUCCUAUGAGAAAUGGUCACAGGAUUAUGGCGACAUAACUAUAUAGUUCUGUCCACACCUUUUAAUAGGCUCCCCGGCUGCGAGAGACUGAUGAUGUGAGUGACAGAUUAAAACUUUUUCUUUCUGUUACAUCAUUAGCUUUCAUUUAUUGUUGCCAAGCUCUGGAAUGUUUAAUUUGUUUCAUUUUGAAGCUGUAAUUGUUUCACAAAACUUUGUUAAUUUAUAUUAUCAUUGAAAUUAAGAUUCAUCUGUUUUCAUACGUAUAACUGAGAACUUUCUAUGUAUUGGUCUAAGAUUAUUUUCUACGUUUUAACUUUAACUCAAUACUGGUGCCCGAAAACAACGUCACAUCACAUUGAAUAAUUACAAAUACUCAUUUAGUGAAACUUAUUUGUAAUACUAAGAAAACUUUAACACAUUUCCAGUUGAAUGCGUCAUAUACUAAAUAUAAUUGUGUGCUACGAUUUUGAUGCUAUGAUUUAGAACCACCAAUCAUCCGACACUGUAUAUGAAGUUUUUAUAGCGUAGUUAUGUUCGAUUUAAUUAAGUUUCUCUAUAUCUUAAUUUAGUUGUAAGAUAAAUUUUUGUAUAUCCAUAAACAUUCCUUUUCGCCAUUAUAUGGCUAAUGAUAAAUUAUUGUUUUACCAAUUGUUUUUAAUUUCUCUGCCGAUGAGUCCAACUGAGGAAAACUUCCAUUCGCUGUAUCCCUAAAGGAAAAGUAGCACAUAUUUUUGUUAUACGUCAUCUAUAAAUGCUACACGUAAUAAUAGACAUAAGCAUAGCCAUAAGAUUGGAGAUAUAAAAUUGUACUUUUGUCACCAGUUACAAAUAACAGAAUCAGAUUUAUGUUAUAGAAUUAUCUUUUCUCACCAUGGUAUCGAUAGUGUUUAGUUCCUUUUUUUCAAUGUACCUACAAGCCAUAAAUACAAAACAUAAUUUAAAUAUUUAUAUAGAAACGUUUCCAAAAUAAUGUACCUAGACAAACCGACACACACACACAGCGACGCUUUCGCUUUUGGGCAGCUUUUAUGCAGCUCUUCCACACAAAAUUUUAGUUUUACGCCUAGAAACUAACCACUAUUUACAUAUAAUAUGUUUAAAUAUAUACAUACAUACAUAUAAAUAAUAGAAAGCUCUAAAUAAAAUCGAUUUGAACACAUCACUAAAACAUAGAAUUAACUCAAAAUAUUAAGAAUUGUGAUGAAUCCGUUAGAAUUAAAGUAUAAAGUAUUGUAGUCUUCAAAAUAUUAUUUCUGAUUGAUGUUUUCGUUUAUUGUUUAUUUAUUUUAUGCUACAAAUUUAAGAGAAAUUAUUCUGCAAUUGGUUGCUUUAUGUAAUAAAACUACAUUGUGUUUUGCUUUUAUCUUGUUUUA
Molecule: messenger RNA, 3909 nt
Organism: Drosophila willistoni
Lineage: Eukaryota; Metazoa; Arthropoda; Insecta; Diptera; Drosophilidae
Gene: spas
Product: spastin
Exons: 6
Coding region: 249-2582 (777 amino acids)
Cellular component (GO): microtubule cytoskeleton
Molecular function (GO): ATP hydrolysis activity; ATP binding; microtubule severing ATPase activity
Source: RefSeq, a predicted model, not a curated record